AUGUGCCGAUUUUGUUGUUCGUGUCCCAAAAUUUGUCUUCUUCUAAGAGGAGGUGCCGAAAAUUCGGAUGAUGAUGAUGAUCAAAUCACUAAAGGUGUCGCCGAUGAAUUGGCCAUGCCAGAAGAUGCUUGCUUAGGUGAUAGUACGUGCUUUUUCCCUUACCUGUCUGAUGAAUCGUUUGAUUCCAUCACUGGUGGCGCUGAUUCGUCGGAUCUGCUGUCCAAACUGAUAUUAUCCACGCUCCUUCUGUUUAUUAUUUUACCCUUAAUUGCAAUUGUUAUUUGGAAGUUGGCUCAGCGUUUGCGGUACAAAGUACCCUUCCAGCAAGAACACAAAGUUACUCGUUUCCGUUUCCGAAAUCGAGAUAAAAUCCGCUACUAUGCUAUCCGUUUGAGCCGCAAUUUUAAUGCAAUCGCUUCCAAAUCCCGCGAUGAACAGCGAAAACUAAUUAUCGGUUAUGUCAAAAGGCUCUUCAGUGGCGAUUCGGAGGGUCGCAAUCCUCUAUUGAAGCAACGCAACCUACCCGAGUCCUUCUUUGAGCCGGAAUCAGGAGAUGAAUCCGGUGACAUGCCCGAGGACCUAAAGUUAAUGGUUAACCACGUUCGAAUGCUCUCCUACCUCGGUCGUGAUGUUGUCCAAGCCCUGUCCAGUGUCAUUAGUACCAUUGAUUUGCGCCCCAAAAGUCAUCUUUUUCGUGACGGAGAUCCUGAGGAUAAGAUAUACGUUGUCAAAAGUGGUCGUUUGGACCUAAAAGUCACUGACACGGAUGGUUCCUCGACAGUGAUCCACGAGGUUACAGCGGGAGGGAAUCCCUAUAGCCUUCUAGCGAUUGUGGACGCGAUGAACAACAACAAACCGAGGUACCACAACAUUGAAGCGGUGGCUGUGAUACGCAGUAAGGUUGUCUGUCUAGCGAUUUCGGAUCUGAUCAAAGUUUGUCGGGACUAUCCACCAGCAAACCUUCGACUCGCACAGAUGACCAUCAUUCGUCUUCAUCGCGUCACAUUCGCAGCUCUGCACAAUUUUUUUGGUCUGGACAAGGAGCUCUUCUCUCAGGAACGGCAAACAUUCCUCAAAGACUCAGCUGUUGAGUCGUUUCUAAAGCGUCUUGAUGAAAGGAGCAAAAAUGCAUCAAACAGCGACUCCCGUGCACACAAACGAUGCAAGUCCAAGACGGCCAGGUUAAUGCCCGAGGGCUCGGUCACAGCCAACCAUUUGGUCCCAACUCGGAAGUCAAUAGCGAAACAUCCUUCCACCGCUGCGAAAACUGCAGAGACAGGACCAGCAGUGAUAGUUCAAGGAACCGGAAGUCUUGAUGAGGUGGGGCCUCUCGUCUCCACCUCGUCUGUUUCCAAGCUUCUUGAACUCGGUGAGGUGGCGGACAACGCGUCGAAUUGCGCCGCACCCUCUACCCCCGCAACUGCCGCCAAAGAGCAGGUGGAAUUAAUAUAUGCGGCACAGGAGGACCUUGCACGCCUCUUUGGCAUUUCUGAGGGCGCCACGGCCUUUGGAAAGAACAUGAUCAGCGUAGUAGAAGUCAAUCCCGGCGAGCUGAUCUCUAAGGAGACGGAACCUCAACUGGCACUCUACUACAUACUCUCGGGAGGAUUUGUGAUCACGCAGCUCUCCACUGGAGUGACGAAAUCGGUGCCAGUGCUGCGCUGUACGCCCGGCGAAUUGAUUGGUUUGAUGUGCGUGAUCACGGGGGAGGCGAACAACUGCAGCGCACAGGCCUCCGUUGCUUCACGGGUGGCGGUGCUAUCUCGGGACGACUUCUUCCGGCUGGUGCGUUCUUAUCCACAGGUCCUUAUCAAUGCUGCAAAUCUCGUGAGUCUGCGACUGUCACGUCUCCUUCGACUGGCCGAUUUCGCAGUUGAGUGGCAUGGAGUAGAUGCGGGCAAGGCACUCUAUAAACAAGGCGACAGCUCGAACUACGUUUAUGUUGUGCUAAAUGGCCGUUUUCGAGAGGUUCACACGAAUUCCGAUGGCAGUCGCAAUGUGAUUACUGAAUCUGGUCGUGGUGCUUUUCUGGGCUAUGUGGAGGUCACUAGCGCUAAACCUCGCAUGAACACAGUUCUUGCCAUCCGCGACUCAGAGGUAGUAAAGGUGCCCUCCAUCCUGCUAAACUGGUUGAAGCGCCUUACUCCGCAUCCUGUGAGUCGAUUCAUCCAACUCCUCUCCGACCGACUGAUGCAACCUACUGUCUACGGUAUCUUGGAGGGAGGUCAAACCUCCUCCUUCGGUCCCUUCGUAGCUGGAUCGUACACCGAAGGUGCUAGCGGCGGUGUUCCGCAACAGUCACAUCUCAACGCCGCCGGCAGUGGAGGUGCCAUGACGAAUCUGCGCGCCAUUGCGAUUCUAGCUACUUCACCGGAUAUCAACACAGAGGCCUUCACGCUUGAGUUGCAACACGCAAUGUCAGUCUUCGGCUCAUCGGUUCGACUCACCUCCGACAUAGUGAAAAAGCGCCUCGGCGAGAAUGCCUUAGAAUCCAUCAAUGACUACCGCCUCUGCUCAUGGCUCAGUCACCAAGAGGAUGUCCAUCGAAUGGUCUUCUACAUCGCUGACAGUCAUUGCAGUCCCUCUGCAUGGACCCGGCGUUGCCUGCGACAAGCCGACUGCGUUGUCCUCCUCGCUCUUGCCUCUGCUGAUGAUCCCACGAAGCUCUCGCCCAUUGAACAGGCGAUGAGUUGCCUCACCACCAAGGUGACAAAGAUCCUUGUUCUCCUCUAUCCCCUAGAGACCGAGUACCCGCCUGCGAAACGCACCGCGGCUUGGCUUAAUACCCGACCCUGGGUUACACAACACUACCACAUCCGUUGUCCUCCCCGUGUGCUCAAUCCCACAGUGAAGGACCUCAUUGCAUUUUACAGUCAAGUUUUCCUUUUGGAAGAGCCGAAUCAACACUCAGAUAUGUCACGACUAGCGAGAUAUCUCACUGGACAGGCAGUGGGACUGGUGCUUGGUGGGGGAGGAGCUAAAGGCGCUGCCCAUGUGGGAGUCAUUCGUGUGCUCCAGGAGGCAGGAAUCCCAAUCGACAUGGUCGGUGGGACAAGUAUUGGGGCGCUGAUAGGCGCGAUGUGGUCCGAGGAGACACGAGUGGCGCAGCUAUCCCAACGCUCGCGCGACUUUGCUCGUGUCUUCAAGUCCAUUUGGCCCAAACUGCGGGACAUCACGUAUCCCACUGUUUCUCUCUUUUCUGGCUACGAGUUCAAUUCUCACAUAGAGUCCAUCUUCAAGGAUCGCCAAAUUGAGGAUUUGUGGGUGCCUUACUUCUGUGUUACUACGGAUAUCAGUAACUGUAAGAUGCGAGUCCAUACAAGCGGCUGGCUGUGGCGAUAUGUGCGCUCGAGCAUGACCUACCCUCUGCUCUUGCCGCCUCUCUGCGACCCCUCUGAUGGCCACUACCUCAUCGACGGCGUCUUCGUCAAUAUCCUUCCAGGUAGCCCCCUCUUGCAUGCUGCUGUCUCUCAAUCUGAGCAUUUUUCGUUUUUCCCCUCCCCUUUGAUUCGCUUCAUACCUGCUGCCACAUCGAUCUAUCCAUCCAUGCAUCCGCAAAUGCAAUCAGGCUCACUAUGGCGCUACGUGCGAGCCAGUAUGUCUCUGUCGGGCUACAUGCCGCCGCUGUGUGAUCCGGUGGAUGGCAGCUACCUCCUUGAUGGAGGCUACGUCAACAAUGUGCCCGCCGACGUCAUGGUUUCAUUUGGUGCAAAGACAGUCUAUGCCGUGGAUGUGGGCUCCGUCUAUGACACCAAUCUGACAAACUAUGGCGAUUGGCUCUCGGGCUGGUGGCUCAUCUAUCAACGCUUCUUUCGUUGGUGGGGUCCUCCCAUCAGGGUACCUAACUUCACAGAGAUUCAAUCGCGCCUAGCCUACAUCUCCUGCAUUCGCCAGUUGGAGGAAGUCAAGGCGAGUGGUAUUUGUCACUACCUCCGUCCUCCAAUCGAUCGUUUCAUGACCCUCCAAUUCGCAGCCUUCGAAGAGAUUAUGUCGGUGGGCUACAAGUACGCUAAGGAGACACUAGCUAUGUGGCAGGAGACCGGCGCCUAUCAGCAGAUGAUCCCUGCGCUCUACAAGCGUGCUCGCUCCGGCAGCAGCAGCAGUGGUAUAAGUAGCACCCAUCGCAAGACGCGCUCCAUCUCCAUUGGUGUGACGGCUGCUGGAUCCAAUUCUGGCACUGCAGCAACGGUCGAUGACAAUGCCGAGCGGAACUCGUCUCGAGAUGAUUCGGGCGUCUUUGAAACUCCCAUCAAACGUCGACUUGGCAGCAUGGAAAACGUCUCUCCCAAGGAUUCAACGUCUGGCGAGACCCGUACCCGUCCCGACUUUGAUGGGGAAUGGUGCAAGACCUGGCUUCGCCUCCAUCCCGAGCGCAUUUCCCACCUCGCCAUGGGUUCUACGGCCUUCGACAAGCCUGACGACGCUAAAGUUCUCUCGAUGGCUGAACAAUGGCUUUAUGCACCGACCGCGAGAUUUAAAGAUAAGCGUCAGCAACUGCAUCAGCGUUACCGGCAGCACCAGCAGCAGCUUGUGUCCACGAAACUCCAUGUUGGUCAUCCAUUCGGCGCUGACUUGGUCAAGUCGGCGACACUCGAUGGUGUGAUGAAACCUCAUUAUCAUCACUCGCCUAAAGACACUCCUCCUUCUCCCUUUCCUUCCGGCUCUGAUGCUGAGAAUCGGCGCGAGGCCGGCGGCGGUGGUCGUAGUCACAGUCGCCACAGUAAUCGCGUCGGUGGGACUAGCUUUGAUGACGAUUUUCUCGUCACUGCAUCCGACCCUGAGCUUUCCUCCCUCCGAUUCACCUCAGAGGGCCGGUUGCCAGCCUCACCGAUGGUUCUGCCGUCGCAGUCAGCGCCACAGUCAUCGUCGGAUAGUAGAGCAAGAUGGGCGAGCGUCCCGGCGAUGGUGCAGGUAGAAAGGGCAGAAAAUGUGGAGGAGGAAGAGGUCGGAGGUGAGGAUGCGGAUCCGGUGGUGGCUGUGGUUAAAGCCCAUCGACAUCGCCCGCAUCGGAGGGGCUCUCUCAAUAAGGUUCUCUGGGAGCCUCUGUUUCCCUACUCCGCCUCAGAGGAGCAGCUGAGCUCAUCGGGCCCUCGGACUAAACUUGAAGCGGAUCAACUGCCUAGCACCAGGACAACGCCAUUUCCGAGGUUUGAUGAAGCGGAAAAUUACCGCCAAAUUGGUGAACUUCAGCUGCGACGAGCGGGCGUCUGA
Echinococcus granulosus is the source of this 5211-nucleotide messenger RNA. Its product is annotated as Neuropathy target esterase sws. The record is from RefSeq and is a predicted model, not a curated record. NCBI's taxonomy places the organism in Eukaryota, Metazoa, Platyhelminthes, Cestoda, Cyclophyllidea, Taeniidae. The transcript has 23 exons. The coding region runs from base 1 to 5211 and encodes 1736 amino acids. Gene Ontology annotation, molecular function: phosphatidylcholine lysophospholipase A1 activity. Gene Ontology annotation, biological process: lipid metabolic process. Gene Ontology annotation, cellular component: endoplasmic reticulum.